Messenger RNA from Bacidia gigantensis, 681 nucleotides. RefSeq lists its product as uncharacterized. Gene Ontology annotation, cellular component: late endosome membrane; endoplasmic reticulum membrane; SNARE complex. The record is from RefSeq and is a predicted model, not a curated record. Bases 1 to 681 code for a protein of 226 amino acids. The transcript is spliced from 3 exons. Gene Ontology annotation, molecular function: SNAP receptor activity; SNARE binding. NCBI's taxonomy places the organism in Eukaryota, Fungi, Ascomycota, Lecanoromycetes, Lecanorales, Ramalinaceae. Gene Ontology annotation, biological process: vesicle fusion with Golgi apparatus; Golgi to vacuole transport; macroautophagy.
AUGUCGAAUCCUUUGGAUACGGACGCUGGCUCUGAGCUCUUCAGUAGCUAUGAAGCCGAGUUGAAGCUUGUACAAGCCGAUCUCUCCCAGAAACUAGACCAGAUCCAAGAGUUGAGCGGCGAACCACGAAAAUCUGCCGUACGGCUCGCGGAGAGGGCGUUGGAAGAAGCACAAGAGUUGCUGGAUCAAAUGCGCCUAGAGAAACAGAACAUUCCUACCUCAACAAGAGCCUCCAUAAAUUCCCGUUUCAGAAACCACGAAACAGAUGUCGAUAGCCUGAAACGCAAGCUCAAGUCUCUUAGCUCAGAUAAAUCGGCUUUGCUGGGCUCACGAUAUACUGAUGAUCCCAAUCAACGGGAUGAGCAAGUAGAGCAGAGGCAACAGCUUCUCAGUGGGACCGACAGAUUGGACAGGAGCAGUCAUCGACUGCGCGAUAGCCAGCGAAUAGCAAAUGAGACAGAAGCCAUUGGACAAGGUACUUUAGCAGACCUACAGAUCCAAAGGGAGACGAUACAGCAUACGCGGGCGACGAUGUUAGAGUCUGAGGGCUACGUAGAUAGGAGUGUCAAGACGUUACGGGGGAUGGCUCGUAGAAUGGCUACGAAUCGGAUUAUAACGAUUGCAAUCAUCACGGUGCUAGUGAUCCUGAUAAUCGCGGUCGUUUACUCGAAAUUCAAAUAG